AUGAGUUUCAGAAUUCCAAUCCGUGCUUUAGCCAAAGGAGCGGUAACACGUAGUGCCUUUAGGGUGCAAUCCAUGAGAUUCGCUUCAUCCAAGACCAUGACUGUUAGAGAAGCUUUGAAUGGUGCUAUGGCCGAAGAAAUGGACCGCGACGAUGAUGUCUUUAUUAUCGGAGAAGAGGUCGCACAGUACAAUGGUGCGUAUAAGGUCACCAAGGGGUUGUUGGAUCGUUUUGGUGAGCGCCGUGUUGUCGACACACCGAUUACAGAGUAUGGUUUGGCGGGUUUAGCUGUUGGUGCGGCCUUGAAAGGUUUGAAGCCAAUUGUUGAAUUCAUGUCAUUCAAUUUCUCCAUGCAAGCUAUCGAUCACGUUGUGAACUCAGCAGCUAAGACACAUUACAUGUCCGGUGGUACGCAAAGAUGCCCAAUUGUCUUCAGAGGUCCAAAUGGAGCUGCUGCAGGUGUGGCUGCGCAGCAUUCCCAGGAUUAUAGUGCUUGGUAUGGUUCCAUUCCGGGUAUGAAGGUUCUUGUUCCAUACUCCGCAGAGGAUGCAAGAGGUUUACUGAAGGCUGCUAUUAGAGAUCCAAAUCCUGUUGUUUUCCUAGAAAACGAAUUGCUAUACGGACAGUCUUUUGAAAUGAGUGAGGAAUCAUUAUCACCAGAUUUCACAUUACCAUACAAGGCAAAAGUCGAAAGAGAAGGUUCUGAUAUCUCUAUUAUUACUUAUACCAGAAAUGUUGAAUUUUCGUUAGCGGCUGCAGAGAUUUUAGAUAAGCAAUAUGGAGUUUCUGUUGAGGUAAUUAACUUACGCUCUAUUAGACCAUUAGAUGUUGACGCAAUUGUGAAGUCUUUGAAGAAAACUAACCAUUUGAUUACGGUUGAAUCAACCUUUCCACAGUUUGGUGUGGGCUCUGAAAUUAUCGCCCAAAUCAUGGAAUCAGAAGGUUUUGACUAUUUAGAUGCACCAGUUCAAAGGGUUACUGGUGCCGACGUUCCAACUCCAUACGCAAAGGAAUUGGAAGAUUUUGCUUUCCCAGAUCCAGACACUAUUGUCAGAGCUUGUAAGGAGACUUUAUCUAUUGAUUAG
Messenger RNA from Zygotorulaspora mrakii, 1083 nucleotides. RefSeq names its product pyruvate dehydrogenase (acetyl-transferring) subunit E1 beta (gene PDB1). Bases 1 to 1083 code for a protein of 360 amino acids. The record is from RefSeq and is a predicted model, not a curated record. Gene Ontology annotation, molecular function: pyruvate dehydrogenase (acetyl-transferring) activity. Gene Ontology annotation, biological process: pyruvate decarboxylation to acetyl-CoA. NCBI's taxonomy places the organism in Eukaryota, Fungi, Ascomycota, Saccharomycetes, Saccharomycetales, Saccharomycetaceae. The transcript has a single exon.